AUGGCUGCCAAAAAGCCAGGGGCCCCUGGGGCACAACCCCACUGCCCACCCUCAUCCUUCUCCAGGAAGGUGCAGCCAGGAAACCUCUCUAAUCAUUCCACAAAGGGAAGGAGAGAUGAGGGGCGGGGAGGCAGAGGGAAGCCCCCACCUGCGCCCCCCCCCCAGCUCGUCCUCCUCCCUGAGAAAUGGAAUGAAAGCCGAUCACCUCCCACCCAGCCCUACUCUGCCGGCCCAGCUGGGCUGCCUCCUGUCAGCCCUCGCCUGGAUGGCCGAGCCACAGCCACCCCAGAACGGGUGCCUGGGCCCCAGGAAGGCCCCAGGGACGCAGGCCGGGCCCGGGAAGCGGCUACGCUUGGAGGCCGGGCCUGGGCCACCCAGGAACUCAGGAGGCCGCGGGUCGGGUCGGAGGGGCGGGGGGACGGCCCGGCCGACUGGGGAACUGGUGCGGCGGCAGUGGGGACUGGCUCCCAGACGCAGCCCCGGUGCCCCGCCGCUCACCUGCUCCAGGCCGCCUGCGGGGCCAGGCGCGGGGCGAGCGGCGACCAGCUGCUCUCUCGGCCGCCCCUUUAUUCCGGCUCCAUCAGCGGCGGCGCGGCCUACGCGCGCUGCCAAUCCCCGGCCUCGCGUAGCGGUGGCGGCCGGCCCGGGGGCGGGGAACCGGCUUGCGGCGACCGGAACGGAGGAAGCGACACGCGCGGCCAGGGUUAG
Sciurus carolinensis (gray squirrel) is the source of this 708-nucleotide messenger RNA. RefSeq names its product basic salivary proline-rich protein 4-like. The coding region runs from base 1 to 708 and encodes 235 amino acids. Lineage: Eukaryota; Metazoa; Chordata; Mammalia; Rodentia; Sciuridae. The record is from RefSeq and is a predicted model, not a curated record. The transcript has a single exon.